Molecule: messenger RNA, 357 nt
Organism: Necator americanus (New World hookworm)
Lineage: Eukaryota; Metazoa; Nematoda; Chromadorea; Rhabditida; Ancylostomatidae
Exons: 4
Coding region: 1-357 (118 amino acids)
Biological process (GO): fatty acid metabolic process
Cellular component (GO): cytoplasm
Molecular function (GO): fatty-acyl-CoA binding
Source: RefSeq, a predicted model, not a curated record
AUGUCUCUCGACGAACGUUUCGACGCAGCAGUCACUAUUAUACAAAAACUGCCCAAGGAAGGACCUGUCAGCACGUCCAAUGAGCAGAAACUCGAAUUCUACUCGUUGUUCAAACAAGCAACCAUUGGAGACGUAAACACAGAUAGACCUGGUAUCUUCAGCAUAAUUGAGAGAAAAAAAUGGGAUGCGUGGAAAGCAGUCGAAGGUGUUAGCAAAGAAGAAGCUAAGCAACGCUAUAUAAAAGUGCUGCUCGGAAUGUUCGAUAAAAUUGCGGAGGAACUUGACAUGGACGUGUGGCUGAACAAGGAAUGUGAUCCCAUAAUCAAAACAAAUCUGGCACUGUUGGGAAAAUCAUAA